UUCAUCUUAUCCUUUCGUUAUGUGGAAAUGUGGAAAUGUUUUAGGUCUCGCGCUUAUGGGCGGAAACGAAUGUGUCAAACUUUGAAUGAGCUUGACAUUUCAACAAAACACUCUGUGUUCUCGUGACGUGUUUAACUGUGGCAUCAGGUGUUUGUCGGUGUGCGGUCUGAACGGCCACGUCUAAUAAAAGUGUUACUUGUUGACCGACAAAACGAAAGUAAGAUUUGAUGAGGAAAUGACGGGCGAAAUGUGGUGUCAUUACAUGCAUGGGUGUAUUCGGGCUUACAGCGGGAGAUCUGACGUUUGUUGAAGUUCAUAUCACGACGCUGGGAAACCUCUCGCCGGCCACCACGGUUUUCUUCUGCUGUGACAUGCAGGAGCGGUUCAGACCCGCCAUCAAGUACUUCGGUGACAUCAUCAGUGUGGGCCAGAGGCUGCUGCAGGGGGCUCGUAUUCUGGGCAUUCCUGUCGUGGUGUCAGAGCAGUAUCCUAAAGGUCUGGGCAGCACAGUGCAGGAAAUGGAUCUGACCGGGGCGAAAUUGGUCUUUCCCAAAACCAAGUUUUCCAUGGUGCUUCCGGAGGUGGAGGCCGCGCUGGCUGAGAUUCCAGGAGUCCGCAGUGUCGUGCUCUUCGGAGUCGAGACGCAUGUGUGCAUUCAGCAGACGGCUCUGGAUCUCAUUGGAAGAGGUUUUGAAGUGCACAUUGUUGCUGAUGCCACAUCCUCGAGAAGCAUGAUGGACAGGAUGUUUGCACUAGAGCGGCUGGCGCGCACGGGCAUCAUCGUCACCACCAGCGAGUCCGUUCUGCUGCAGCUCGUGGCCGAUAAAGAGCAUCCAAAGUUCAAAGAGAUCCAGAACAUCAUUAAAGCCAGCGCUCCAGAGUCAGGCCUGCUGUCCAAAGUCUGAUCGCAGUCAAACGAGAGCCCAGCAUUUCCCUCACAGCACACACACACUGUAACACGCCACUGAAAUCUACCGGGGAACCCAACGAAUACCUACCAGCACACGUGUUCGUAUUGAAAGUGGUACAUUUAGUUAUAUUUGAUGUGCAUAAUUUAUAGUCUUAUAUAAUCUAAAUUGUGUAUUUCAGUGUCUGUUGUAUCAGAGCAAAUGACCUGACAUGGAUGAAAUCAUCUGAAUCGUGUCUCUGUCCAGACAAGCAAAAGGGUCAAAAUAAAGAAUUGCCACUCAAAAUGCAGCACGGUCUGCAAAUAGGUGUUUCAUGUUACUGCAAAAACACACUCUGAAUGUCAGUAUAUCUCAAUGAUGUCAUUAGAGGCGAUAGUUUCUUUUGUAGCUUUAGUUUGUAUGUUUUUUUAUGUAGAUACUUAAACCCAUGGAUGACCCGGACUCUGUAAGUCUCCAUAACCAGUGGAAAGCAUUCGUUUAGAAUGCUAGGAACUCGUCCCUUGUGUGUACGGUAUGAACAUCAAACUACCUCUCAUCUAAAAAUGCUGAUUACAGAUUAGCCAAGUUACUAAAAUCAAUCGAUUUUCUCUUUAAGCUGUUAAAUAUUCUAUGUCGCAAGACCAACACCUUCACCAAAACAUCGAAGCUGCAUCUUCAGUGGAAUAUUAUUUUUUAACAUCUACUGUUACAGAAUCAUUUCAAGAGUAAGAGCACAGAUUUGCAAACGGUUCUAAAUAUUUCCUUGCAGUGGCAUUUUUGUGUAGGCCCAUGGACAUUUUUUACCCUGUUGUUUGAUUUGGUUUGAUUUUAUUUAUUGCCCAGACCCUAUAGACUGCACUAGCUCUGACUUGUCAUUUACAGUUUGAUUUAUUUCUAUUUCUUUUUUUGUGUGUGUGUGUGUGUGUGUGUGUGUGUGUGUGUGUGUAUUUGUGUUGAAAUUAGCCUCCGUUUUGUUGUGUACAUGUAUAUUGCGGGAAAAAUUGUGUAUUUGGUGCCUAUUGAUGAACAGUCACUACUGAUUGUACUAAGCAUAGAUACAUUUUCUUUCUUUCUGUGUGAAAUUAUUUUGUUCACUGUUGAGCAUUAUGCUUCAAAACAUGUUUUUGUAUCUGCUCUAUAUUUAUCUGAUAUGAAUAAAUGUUUAAAUUCACAAAGUCUGUAAAAAGUCCAGAAACAAUGAAAUAGUAUAACUGUAUGCGGCAGUAAUCUCAACUCUCUAACCCUAAUCUCAUUUUCAUGUAGACUGGACAUUGCAUUCAGAAAAUAUUAAUAAUAUUCAAUGCCCAAUAAAUGCACUGAAUCAUA
This is a messenger RNA of Labeo rohita (rohu), 2213 nucleotides long. It is a transcript of the gene isoc1, whose product is annotated as isochorismatase domain containing 1. The coding region runs from base 267 to 905 and encodes 212 amino acids. Gene Ontology annotation, cellular component: cytoplasm. The transcript has 5 exons. The record is from RefSeq and is a predicted model, not a curated record. NCBI's taxonomy places the organism in Eukaryota, Metazoa, Chordata, Actinopteri, Cypriniformes, Cyprinidae.